CAAAAAAUGAGCAGUCGGACUGCAAAUAGCUCGUCUAGAAACGAUGAAUCUUUGAGAACCGGGCAGCACAAAGAAAAUCCGAAUUACUGGGGAUUCGCCAACUUCCCGAAUCAAGUCUUCCGUCGAGCCGUCAAGAAUGGCUUCGAUUUUACGCUAAUGGUUGUUGGACGCAGUGGUCUGGGCAAAUCGACAUUCAUCAACACUCUGUUCCUGGCGGAAAUCAACAACUUGAACGAAAAAGAGUCGGCGCCGACUCAUCCUCAUCCGUCUACUGUUCGGGUUGAGGAAAAACUCGUGAAACUCGUGGAGAACAGUGUUUCACUUAAUUUGACACUUGUCGACACUCCUGGCUUUGGGGAUGCUGUCAAUAAUUCAAAGUGCUGGGAGCCAAUAGUGAACUACGUGGAGAGCAAGUUCUUUGAGCAAUUCUGUGAAGAGACACGUAUCGAUAGAGGAGAGAAGAUUGUCGAUAAAUGUGUUCAUCUCUGUUUGUACUUCAUUGAACCAUCUGGACACGGCCUGAAACCAAUCGAUAUUGAACUGAUGAAGCAUCUUCAUGGACGUGUUAAUAUAGUUCCAGUUAUUUCAAAAGCUGAUUGUUUGACACGUGAUGAGCUUCUCCGUUUCAAGAAACAAAUUGUCAAGGAUGCGGAGACGGCGGAGAUUAAGCUGUACAAGUUCCCAGAGCUCGAGGAUCCAUAUACGGAUAAAGUUGCAAUUGAAAAACUUCGAAAAGCACUUCCAUUCGCAAUUAUUGGCUCGAAUAUGUUGAAGGAAAAGGAUGGAAAAAAGAUUAGAUAUCGAGAAUAUCCAUGGGGAACUGUUGAAGUUGAGAAUAUGCAACAUAAUGAUUUUCUAACACUUCGUGAUAUGAUUAUUCGAACUAAUUUGAUUGAUAUGAUUGAUGUUACACGUAAUGUUCAUUAUGAGAAUUUCCGAUUCCGUCAAAUGGAGGGUUUGCCGAAGAAUGAGAAGAAUCGUGAUCCAUUCACUCAUCUUGAGGAGGAGAGACGUCAGAAGGAGCAAGAUUUGGAUGAGAAGCGGAAUACGUUGGAGAAGGUAUUCACUGAGAAAACGUCUGCUCGUAAGAAGCGAAGUGAUGAGAGAAUGUCUGCUCUCGAAGAGCUCGAACAACAAAAUAAGCAGAAAAUCGAUGCGAAACGUGCAGAAAUCAUUCGUCUCCGCCACGAGAUUAGUGAACUUAAAAAUGGAAAUCUGACGUCAUCACAGACAUCGUUGGCUAUGUACAAUGAGAAUAAUCACUCGCAGAAUUCCACGUUGAACUCCACCACAAAAUCGAGUCCCCCGCCGACGAGUGCCACGUCAUCAUCGUCUGGAACAAUGAAGAAACGAAUGGGCGGUCUCGGAUUGUUUAAUCGAAACUAAUUCCCUCAUUUUUUAAACGAAAAUUCGAAUUAAUUUAAAUUUAACCCUUUCUAACUACAAUUUUCCCCGUUGUAAAUGGUCAAUUCACAAUUAUUGAUUAUUUCUUCAAUUUUUAUUGUACAAUCCUUCUCUCUUCGCAUAAUUUAAACAUUUUACUCUUUAAACCAUUUUUUCGCUGAAAAAAAUGUUUUUGUUUCGAAGUGCCUGUCAUAAAAUGAUCAU
Molecule: messenger RNA, 1608 nt
Organism: Caenorhabditis elegans
Lineage: Eukaryota; Metazoa; Nematoda; Chromadorea; Rhabditida; Rhabditidae
Gene: unc-59
Product: Septin
Cellular component (GO): septin complex; cleavage furrow; cytoskeleton
Molecular function (GO): GTP binding
Source: RefSeq, marked reviewed